This is a messenger RNA of Xenopus tropicalis (tropical clawed frog), 3059 nucleotides long. It is a transcript of the gene axin2, whose product is annotated as axin 2. NCBI's taxonomy places the organism in Eukaryota, Metazoa, Chordata, Amphibia, Anura, Pipidae. Gene Ontology annotation, cellular component: cytoplasm. The record is from RefSeq and is a predicted model, not a curated record. Gene Ontology annotation, biological process: negative regulation of canonical Wnt signaling pathway.
ACAAUAAGAAUCACAGAGCCAUGAGUAGCUCUUUGUUGGGCGCCCAACUCUCACAUCUCAGCAGCAGCUUCAGAGAAGACGCCCCGCGCCCCCCGGUGCCAGGGGAAGAAGGGCACACGCCGUGCCAACCCCCCGCGAGAAGCCAAAGAUCAAAGCCCGCACCCGUCUCAUCCAACCCCAGGCGAGACGCCGGCGGCUUGGGCGAACCCGAAGGCAGCGCCUCCCCGGACUCCCCGCUGGCGCGAUGGGCCAAGUCGCUGCACUCGCUGCUGGGGGACAAGGAAGGCGCCGACCUGUUCCGGAGGUUUCUGGAGCGCCAGCGCUGCGUCGAUACCCUGGACUUCUGGUUUGCCUGCAAUGGCUUCCGCCAGAUGGACCCCGGCGACGCCAAGACCCUGAGAGUGGCCAAAGCCAUUUACAAACGGUACAUCGAGAGCGGCGGCGGCGGUACCGUGGCCAAACAGCUCAAGCCCCCGACCAAAAGCUUCCUGAGGGAUUGCGUCAAGGGGCAGCGCCUCGACCCCUCCAUGUUCGACCAAGCGCAGGCCGAGGUCCAGGCCUCCAUGGAGGACAAUGCCUACCGGCUCUUCCUCAGCUCGGACAUUUACCUGGAGUACGGGGAGAACGCCGCUUAUUUCAGCAGUGCGGAGUCUGCGGGGUUGGGGGGUGUCACUGGGUACCUUCCCACCCUCAAUGAGGAGGAGGAGUGGAGUUGUGUGGACUUGAGGCAGAAGAGCUUGCCCUCUGUGCUGGGUCUCUCUACCAAAGCCCUGAGGGCCACCAUCAGCUUGAGGGCCAAGGAGCCAGCUGAGAGUGGCUACAGGUCACACAGAAGGAACGACCCCACCAACCCUUACCAUGUGUUUGCCCCGGCCACCAGUGCCAACGAAAGUGAGGUCUCCAGCGAUGCCAUGACUGACGAUUCCCUCUCCAUUACAGACAGCAGCGUGGACAGCAUUGCCCCCUACAGGAUGGGCAGCAAGAAGCAGCUGCAGUGGGAAAUGGCGCGGAGUGUCAAGGCCAAUGGGCUCGUGUCUCUGCCUCCUUUUCCUAGGACGCACCGGCUGCCCAGCGAGAUGACCCCCAUGGAACCGGCGGUGUUUGCGGCGGAGCUGAUCGUUCGGCUGGAGAAGGUGAAGGAGAAUCUGGAGGAGAGGGGCAGCUCGGAGGAACAGCACCACACAGAGGAGGAGGAAGAGGACUGCGAGACCCCUGUGUUCCUUCACCCGACCUCCCCCCCAUACCAGCCCCUGCCCUCUCUGCCCUUGGGUGCAAUGAAGAACCCCCAAGCCAUCCUCGAUGACCACUUGUCCAGGGUUUUGAAGACCCCCGGAUGCCAAUCUCCAGGGAUGGACAGGCACACCUGCCCCUCAUCCAGACAGACCCCACCCUCCGUGGCCCAGCCUGCAGCCGGUACCGCCCUGCGCUCUCCUGCCAAGGGCUUUGCCAACAAGCCGACCACAAAGCACGUGCACCACCACUACAUUCACCAAUCACACCCGCCAAUUCCAGAGGAAUUAGGCCGAACCGUGUGCGGGUCUCCAGUGCGUCUGCAGCGCCACCACCCAUUUCACGCCUUUCUUUAUCCCCACAGCCUGCAGCACAGCAAGAAGAACCCUCCUAUUGAACCUCGCUCCCUGUCUGCAGAGCGCCCCCCCCACCAUCACACUUGGGGUACGUGCACUGGGCACCCGCGCAGCCUGCCGCCCUCCCAUCCCUCUGCCCAGGAGCUGCCAGCGCCCCCUGUGCCCACUCCCAGUACCCUGGCGCAGCUGGAGGAGGCCUGCCGGAGACUCACGGGAGCAUCCCAAGCCCCCAAAGCAGAGAUGUUCCGUUACUGGGCAACAGAGAAUCCACCCCACCCCCAGCCAGUCGGUACCCGCACCCCUUCCCACACCUGCCCCGGUGCCUGCCAUAAGGAGCCAAAGAGGCCGCCUGUGCCCCUUGACCCCCCCGGGGAGCUGAUGGUCACCUACUUCUUCUGCGAAGAGCAAAUCCCGUACCGGCGGCUGCUGAAAUCCCACAGCCUGACCCUGGGGCACUUCAAGGAGCAACUGAGCAAGAAAGGCAACUACAGGUAUUACUUUAAGAAGGCCAGUGAGGAGUUCGAGUGCGGGGCAGUGUUCGAGGAGAUCCGGGGGGACGACACCAUGUUGCCCACCUACGAGGGGCGGGUACUGGGGAAAGUGGAGCGAAUUGACUGAAUUGACAUUCCAGGCCCGACGUCUGCUUGGCACGUUAACCCCUCUGUGCCCAGGACUCCACUGGGGGGGCGGAGUCAGCACCAACUGUGCCCGCCUUGCCCAGCUCCUAUGCAUCGUACAUGUGGGUGUGACCCCGAUAAACUCUUAUUUUCCUAUUUAUUGAACGUUCCGGCCGCUGUUUGGCCUUUGCUGCUGCAUUGAUUGGGGGAGGAGCCUCUGAUACUGAAGCCCCGCCCAUUACUCCCACAGCACUUAUGUGGUGCUUCCCGCCCUUUCAUUUAUUUCCAUAUUAAGGGCCCAAUAAAAACUGCCGACUCCGCCCAUCCAGACCAAGCCUGUGUCUUAUUGGCCUUUAGGGGCGGAGUCAAAGGUGUUAUUGGUCUGUGUAUGUCGGUCACCUGAUCCCUGCCAGCGUGUCGCUCACCAGUCAUGUGAUAUUUUAUUUAAAGAGCCACUACAUUUAAUAUAUUUAAUUGCCAGCAGUUGGUAAUGGAAGUCCAGCUCCCAGCAUGCUUAGCUGAGCAUUCCCAGCUCCUGAUAUUGUUAUAAUUCUAUUGUAUUGUCUCCCUGUAUAAAGUGUAAUAUAUGGAUGUGAUAUUCUAACGGCAACUCCUCGUGCCUCUAUGGUGAGAAUUCACUGUCGCCCUGUGUGGGGUCUAAAGCUUCCCUUCAUUCAAGGGGUUAAUGGAUCUUCUUUCCGCCUUUUCAUGUCUCGUACUUCUGACUCUCGUCCAACUUAUACUGUAAAUGAUUUAUUAUAUGCAGAGUUACCCUUUAAUGAACAGGUCACAUGGUACAGUAAUUAUUGUAAUUAAGAGAUGUAGCAUUUAUUAAAAAGUUUAUAUUUUUUGCAAA